Sinocyclocheilus grahami is the source of this 1278-nucleotide messenger RNA. Its product is annotated as protein ABHD8-like. The record is from RefSeq and is a predicted model, not a curated record. The transcript is spliced from 3 exons. Gene Ontology annotation, biological process: phosphatidic acid biosynthetic process; lipid homeostasis. Gene Ontology annotation, molecular function: lysophosphatidic acid acyltransferase activity; carboxylic ester hydrolase activity. The coding region runs from base 523 to 1278 and encodes 251 amino acids. Lineage: Eukaryota; Metazoa; Chordata; Actinopteri; Cypriniformes; Cyprinidae. Gene Ontology annotation, cellular component: mitochondrion.
AGGAGAAAACAAGGGCACUGUGCUGGAUAAUUACCCCGCCGUGAGGAUGCCGAGAGGCGCAGCCCUCCUCUGCCUUUCACCGCGGCUCAACUCUGGAUCGCUUUUAAUAAGAUGCAUCACUUGAUCUCUGCACCUGAAUGCGCUUGCUUUAAUUUGAUUUCAAAUGGCGUAAAUCUAGAUUAGAUUGAUGAUGCCAGCCAUAUCUCAUCUGCUCUGCAGAAUCCGAUUAAAUGACAUUAGCGGGUUGAAUUGACAGAUUAGCGGUAUUAUAAUUGCUUUCAUUGUUUUGUGAGAUUAUAAAUGAUCUUUCAAAUAUUGGUGCAUCAUUUAUUGCGCUUGCAAAUCCGAUUCGUCUCGCAGGCAUCGAUCCAGUACCCAAGGGAAGCACGCUGGAGGAGCCCAGGCUAUUGAAUCAUCUUCACUACUAGGAUGCCGUUGGCAAGAUCCAGGCAACAUGCAGCACACUCUGUUCCCACUGUAACUUGCUUUUACUGCGGUUAUUUGCAUGGGUAAAGUAGCGCCAUGUUGACCAGCAUCACAGAAAGCAUCUUCUGCUGCCUGAUGGGAAAGACGACCAGCGUUGUGUUGCCGGUUGAAUCAUCAGACGGCAAGCCUGCAGACGGAUUUGAGUUGGUCGAGGUGAAGCCGGGUCGUGUGCUGCGUGUGCGCCACAUCCUCCCCGAACGGCCUGCCACGACAGAAGUGCAGCCAGAAGCAGGCAGCAGCGUCCACUGCAAGCGCAAGAUCACAGUGUACCGCAACGGCCAGCUGGUGAUCGAGAACCUGGGCGACGUCCUCCACUCCGAGAUCCUGCAGUGUCAGAACGGAGACGUGGAGCAGUGCAGCACAGUGGAGGUGGAGCUGUCCGAUUACACCACCGCCCCCUCGUCCCCGGAUCCCAAACCCGCUCCACCGCUUCCCACCUCAGACCAGCAGAAGCCAGCUCCUCCGCCCAGACGCCGGCGGCGGAGACCCAAGCGCACCGUGCUGAUUGAUACAGAGCGCUGCAUCAGCAGCUGUAAGGGGACACAUUCGGACGUGGCUCUCUUCUUCAUCCAUGGCGUGGGUGGCUCGCUGGACAUCUGGGGGAGUCAGCUGGAUUUCUUUUCGCGGCUGGGUUACGAGGUCAUCGCCCCGGAUUUGGCGGGACAUGGCGCCAGCACUGCCCCUCAGAUAGCAGCGGCGUACACCUUCUACGCCCUCGCCGAGGACCUGCGUGCCAUAUUUAAGAGAUACGCCAGAAAACGGAACAUCCUCAUUGGUCACUCCUAUGGGUAA